Charadrius vociferus (killdeer) is the source of this 1309-nucleotide messenger RNA. RefSeq names its product ankyrin repeat, family A (RFXANK-like), 2 (gene ANKRA2). The record is from RefSeq and is a predicted model, not a curated record. The transcript is spliced from 8 exons. Lineage: Eukaryota; Metazoa; Chordata; Aves; Charadriiformes; Charadriidae. Bases 95 to 1036 code for a protein of 313 amino acids. Gene Ontology annotation, cellular component: nucleus. Gene Ontology annotation, biological process: regulation of gene expression. Gene Ontology annotation, molecular function: protein binding.
GGAUCUCUUUAGAUACAGCUUGGCUGGGUGGAACUGUUCUUGGCUAGAAACUAUGAAGAAACAAUUUGCAUAAAAAUUCUACAAGACUGAGGCCAUGGCAUCUUCAGCAAACUUAGAUGCCGGGGCCCAACUAAUUGUAGAAGAAUGUCCCACUAGCUACAGCCUUCCGCCCAUGCCGGACAUUAAAGUGGAGAAUCAGCUUGAAUCUAGCACAGAGGAAGGCCCAGCUCAGAGUGUCGCCAUGGGAAUGAAAUUCAUUUUGCCCAAUAGAUUUGAUAUGAAUGUCUGCUCGCGAUUUGUGAAAUCUUUGAAUGAGGAGGACAGUAAAAAUAUUCAAGACCAAGUUAAUUCUGACCUUGAAGUCGCAUCUGUCUUAUUUAAAGCUGAAUGCAACAUCCACACUUCUCCUUCCCCUGGUAUCCAAGUAAGACACGUUUAUACUCCCUCAACUACUAAGCAUUUCUCACCAAUAAAACAAUCAACUACCCUAACUAAUAAACACAGAGGAAAUGAAGUCUCUACAACACCUCUGCUUGUAAACUCUUUAUCAGUUCAUCAGCUGGCUGCUCAGGGAGAAAUGUUAUAUCUGGCCACACGUAUUGAACAAGAAAAUGUAAUCAAUCAUAAAGAUGAAGAAGGAUUUACUCCUCUGAUGUGGGCUGCAGCUCAUGGGCAGAUAGCAGUAGUGGAGUUUCUCCUCCAGAAUGGUGCAGAUCCUCAGAUUUUGGGGAAAGGGCGAGAAAGUGCCCUCUCACUGGCUUGCAGUAAGGGAUACACAGAUAUUGUCAAAAUGCUGCUUGACUGUGGAGUUGAUGUCAAUGAGUAUGACUGGAAUGGAGGCACACCUCUACUAUAUGCAGUACAUGGGAACCACGUGAAAUGUGUAAAAAUUCUCCUUGAAAGUGGUGCUGAUCCAACUAUUGAAACAGACGCUGGCUACAAUUCCAUGGAUUUGGCUGUAGCCUUGGGCUAUCGGAGUGUUCAACAGGUUAUCGAGUCUCAUUUAUUAAGGCUACUUCAAAAUAUCAAGGAAUAAUGGUUGGCUCUUCUGCGGGUGUCAGUUGUUGGCUUGGAGAUUUGAAGUGCUUUUUAGCCCUCUAAUCAGUGACGAAGGUUGUUUGUUUUGUAACUUUACCUCAGUUCAACUAUUUGCUGGUUUUAGUUAAGCUUUUUCAUAUUCUUCCUCUUCUUUCAUUGUUGUUCAUAGAAAUAUGUCAUCUUUUUCUUAAAUAUAUUUUAUAUAAUUUUAGGAGAAAAAGUCAGUUGUGCUUGGAAAACUUUGUAAAUAAAACCAGUUUUGACCAUCUAA